GAUGGAUUCUGGGCCUCGGGGGCCCUCGGGGACCCCAGAGUCUGGGGGGAAACCACCAAACUGGCAGGAAGCCAAGACUUUCUAUGACAGCCUGGCACCAAAAAAGAAACCCAAAUCGCCCAAGCCCCAGAAUGCCAUCACCAUCGCUGUAUCAUCCAAGGCGCUCUUCCGCAUGGAGGAGGAACAGCGCAUCUACCGGGAGAAGGGGGUAGAGGAGUAUGUUCGGUACCAGCUGGAACAUGAAAAUGAGCCACUCAGCCCUGGACCCGCUUUCCCCUUUGUGAGGGCUCUGGAGGCUGUGAACAGCCAGCUUCGGGAGCUGUAUCCUGACAGCGAGGACCUCUUCGACAUCGUCCUCAUGACCAACAACCAUGCCCAGGUUGGGGUUCGACUUAUCAACAGCAUCAACCACUACAAUCUGUUCAUUGAAAGGUUCUGCAUGACUGGGGGAAACAGCCCCAUCUGCUAUCUGAAGGCCUACCACACCAACCUCUACCUGUCCUCUGAUGCAGAGAAAGUGAGUGAAGCCAUUGGAGAGGGAAUUGCAGCUGCUACCAUCUUCAGCCCCAGCAAGGACGUGGCAGUGCCCCAGAGUCAGCUUCGUGUGGCAUUCGAUGGAGAUGCUGUCCUCUUCUCUGAUGAGUCUGAGCAGAUUGUGAAGGCCCACGGGCUCGACAUGUUCUUCGAACAUGAGAAGACAUAUGAGAACAAGCCCCUGGCUCAGGGCCCCCUGAAGGGCUUCUUGGAGGCCUUGGGGAGACUGCAGAAGAAGUUUUACUCCAAGGGCCUGAGGCUCGAAUGCCCAAUCCGCACCUACUUGGUGACGGCACGUAGUGCUGCAAGCUCAGGGGCUCGUGCCCUGAAGACCCUACGCAGCUGGGGGCUGGAGACAGAUGAAGCCCUGUUCCUGGCCGGGGCCCCCAAGGGCCCCCUGCUUGAAAAGAUUCGUCCUCACAUCUUCUUUGAUGAUCAGAUGUUCCAUGUGGCCGGGGCCCAGGAGAUGGGCACAGUGGCUGCCCACGUGCCCUACGGUGUGGCCCAGGCCCCUCGGCGGACAGCACCCGAGAGGCAGGCCCCUCCAGCAGCCCAGUAG
Molecule: messenger RNA, 1093 nt
Organism: Gracilinanus agilis (Agile Gracile Mouse Opossum)
Lineage: Eukaryota; Metazoa; Chordata; Mammalia; Didelphimorphia; Didelphidae
Gene: NT5C1A
Product: 5'-nucleotidase, cytosolic IA
Exons: 6
Coding region: 2-1093 (363 amino acids)
Biological process (GO): adenosine metabolic process; nucleotide metabolic process
Cellular component (GO): cytosol; cytoplasm
Molecular function (GO): nucleotide binding; 5'-nucleotidase activity; magnesium ion binding
Source: RefSeq, a predicted model, not a curated record